GCAGUGAUAGCCCUCAUGUUGUUGUCUAUGCUAUCAUACGGCGCGGUAACGGGUGGUGAGUACGGAAUAAUACCGGAAUAUGCGCUCAACUAUUCAGGAACAAUUUUCGGUGUGGCCAACACUCUGGCCUCAACUCUUGGCUUUGUUUGUCCCUUAAUUGUUGGUCUACUUCUUGAUCACGGGGAGGGGUCGGGUGCCAGACAUCAGUGGAAUAUAAUGUGGUAUAUGGCGGGCGCUGUCUAUGCAUUCGGUGGACUCGUAUUUGAAGUGCUGGGGACAGCAGAGCCUCAGCCCUGGGCUUUAAUUAUAGACACAAACUCCAGUCCGCAAGAUAUGAAAUUAUCUGUCAUUUCAAAUGAUAAUUAA
Oppiella nova is the source of this 366-nucleotide messenger RNA. The record is from the annotation of a GenBank genome assembly. NCBI's taxonomy places the organism in Eukaryota, Metazoa, Arthropoda, Arachnida, Sarcoptiformes, Oppiidae.